Molecule: messenger RNA, 2900 nt
Organism: Caenorhabditis sp. 36 PRJEB53466
Lineage: Eukaryota; Metazoa; Nematoda; Chromadorea; Rhabditida; Rhabditidae
Source: the annotation of a GenBank genome assembly
AUGGGCAAAGAAGAUUCCGGAGGCGGCGGAGUAGCCACGUCAUCUGUGAAUGCCAACGUAGCCACGUCAACCCUUGGGCGGGACAGAGACUCACUGCCGUCACACCCACGAAUAUCAUCCACAUCCCUAACUCCCACAUCCGGAAUUGUGGAUAAAAAUCAGAAUAUAUCGAGCACAUCGAAUGCGUUCGUGGCGCUGUUUCAGUACGAUGCGAGAACUGAUGAUGAUCUCAGCUUUAAGAAAGAUGACGUGAGUAGAACGCUUUCAAACGAUCCUUAAUUUGAAAAAAUAGUGUUUUCAACGAUAAACUUGUCGAAUAUGUGAUCUUUCAGAUUCUCGAAAUUCUGAAUGACACACAAGGUGACUGGUGGUUUGCCCGACAUAAAGCCACCGGACGUACUGGAUACAUCCCGUCGAACUAUGUGGCCAGGGAAAAGAGCAUCGAAUCACAACCGUACGUUUUUCUAUUCGCCAUGAGUUCUGAACCUACACUAAUCAUGUGGCAGAGCGACCAAACUAAUUUUUUCAGAUGGUACUUUGGCAAACUGCGAAGGAUUGAGGCUGAAAAGUGUCUUCUUCAGAUUCUGAACGAACAUGGUGCUUUCUUGGUACGCGAUUCAGAGAGUCGACAGCAUGAUUUAUCAUUAUCAGGUAAGCACUCUUAUUGAAUUCUUAAUUUAGACUUCUACUUAUUUUCAGUGCGAGAAAAUGAUAGUGUGAAGCACUACCGUAUCCGGCAGCUCGACCACGGAGGUUAUUUCAUUGCUCGAAGACGUCCUUUCGCAACACUUCACGACCUUAUUGCACAUUAUCAACGAGAAGCGGACGGUCUCUGCGUGAGUCUCGGAAAACCAUGUGCAAAAUCCGAAGCUCCGCAAACCACAACAUUCACUUACGGUUAGUGUCUGAUAUUUGGCAGUUUGUCAUUAAAUCUUCAGACGACCAAUGGGAAGUGGAUCGACGAUCCAUCCGUCUUAUUCGCCAAAUCGGAGCUGGCCAGUUUGGAGAGGUAAUAACCUAAUUGAUGUGGCGAAGAGAGGGCCUUGAUGUUGGAGAAAAAGACAGACAGUAUUUGUGUUAAUGAUUUCACGGAGAAGUUGACUCAUCCCUUUCCGGCUUUGUUUUGAUUAUUGGAAAUAGUUUUAAGCCAGCUAGAAAUAUGUAAACACUCCAAACUUUCUGUUGAAUAUGAGAAACUUGUUAGUCUAUUAGAAAUUAUAUUUCAUCCACGCUAAUUUCGCUGUUUUCCAACCAAUUCGACAACACGAAUUGAAUUCGUUCUCCAGUAAUUAUUUUUUGUCAGAAACGUGUGGCAAAAACAGCAAAAUUAGCACGAAAAUCGAUCUGACAGCCGAAUCGGCAAUUUUUCGAGGUGGAGGGGACGUGGCUUGGUAGUUACUGUUGACAACGGUGGUCCGCAAACACCAUGACGUACGAAAAAUACCGCGACAGUAGUAUCUGUUAAAGUGGUGACAGUAAACACUUUGAGAGUCUCCUGAUAGAACUGAAAACAAUGUUCAUAUAUUUUUCUGCUACUGUAUGUUCUGCCAGAACUAGAUCAGCGAGUGAUCAUCGUUGUUAACGAUCUGUCCUGCGCCGUCAAAAAUUCUUCCUUCCCUCCGAAUGUUUGUGCUCUUGGCUGUGUGCUCUCUCCCUCCUUUUUCCCGAAAAUUUUCCGUUUCAACACGAGGAUCUAUUUCAUUCCGGUCAUUUAUCCGCUAAAUGAGGCACCUAUCUAGAUUGACACAUAAAACACAAAAACAUAUAAUAAACAUUCCAGGUGUGGGAGGGACGAUGGAAUGCGAAUGUGCCAGUGGCAGUGAAAAAGUUGAAGGCGGGAACGGCGGAUCCCACGGACUUUUUGACAGAAGCGCAGAUUAUGAAGAAGUUGAGGUAUUAUUGAAGCCUUCUCAAAAAUAUGUCCAAGUUCUCUUUUUUUACAGACAUCCAAAAUUACUGUCGCUGUAUGCUGUUUGCACACGAGAUGAACCAAUUCUGAUCGUGACUGAAUUGAUGCAAGAGAAUCUUCUAACCUUCUUGCAAAGAAGAGGACGACAAUGUCAGAUGCCACAGUUGGUCGAAAUUGCGGCUCAAGUGAGUUUCUUUCGUAAACAAGACUUUUAGACUUGGAACCGCUGCCUGGGCCUAGCUUACGCUCCGAAUCAGCGGGUUUGCCGCAUGUUUUAACGUUCCGUGAUCAUUUCUUCAUUUCUUCCUUACAAGUAUUCUGUUAGAAAUGAAAAAUGUAGUGAUGGAAAAACCUAGAAAAAACAUACAAACCCCCUCCCCUCAAGAGUUAUAUUAAUAAGAAAGAUGAUAGAGUAACCCAUAACCGACCUUUAAUUCAAAACCUCAGGUCGCCGCUGGAAUGGCAUAUCUGGAAGAAAUGAACUUCAUUCACCGAGAUCUGGCGGCUAGAAACAUUCUGAUAAACAAUUCACUCUCGGUGAAAAUAGCUGAUUUCGGUUUAGCUAGAAUUCUAAUGAAAGAAAACGAGUACGAAGCGAGAACGGGAGCGAGAUUCCCAAUAAAGUGGACAGCCCCAGAAGCAGCGAAUUACAAUAGAUUCACCACCAAAUCCGAUGUCUGGAGCUUUGGAAUUCUGCUUACAGAGAUUGUAACGUUUGGACGGCUUCCUUAUCCAGGUCAGUCUGAUUUGCCCUAUCCAUCAAAAUACAUACCUUUCAGGCAUGACGAACGCGGAAGUACUGCAGCAAGUAGACGCUGGCUACCGCAUGCCGUGCCCUCCGAAUUGUCCACAAGCCCUCUAUGAUAUUAUGCAACAGUGCUGGCGUAGUGAUCCCGACAAACGACCCACUUUCGAGACGUUACAAUGGAAACUGGAAGAUUUAUUCAAUCUGGACUCGUCUGAAUAUAAGGAAGCCAGUGUGAACUUCUAA